Molecule: messenger RNA, 8758 nt
Organism: Camelus dromedarius (Arabian camel)
Lineage: Eukaryota; Metazoa; Chordata; Mammalia; Artiodactyla; Camelidae
Gene: ELAPOR2
Product: endosome-lysosome associated apoptosis and autophagy regulator family member 2
Exons: 24
Coding region: 1488-4451 (987 amino acids)
Biological process (GO): positive regulation of BMP signaling pathway
Cellular component (GO): membrane
Source: RefSeq, a predicted model, not a curated record
GUUUUUGCUUACAAUUACUAUGUGUAGAGUCACACUACAGUUGAAACAAUGGGAAUGUAGUCAGCAUCAAUUGUAAAGGUCAAAAGAAGGCUAUCGAGAGUGUGAAUAUGUAUGUCUUGCAUUGGUCUUAACUAAUGAAGCUAAUAAUGGUUAAUGAUUUCCUCUAUUUUAGCUUUUUAAAAAUUGUUUCAUGCAACCUUGGUUUCUUUUGAAUACCAAAUUUAGUUUGAAAGAAUUAGUGGAAGUGACACUAAUUUGUCCAAGGAAGGGGAAAAAAGCAAACUACACAUUGAAAUGGGUUUAGAUAGAUAAAUAUUUGUUUUAUUUUUAAGCCAAAUGUACAUAGUUUUCACCAAUAGUCCACAUUACCUAUUCUUGGGGGGUAACUUUCUCAAUCAUAAAUGUUGCAUUUAACAAAAAAGAGUGUAGAAUGAGAUGCUACUACACAUCAGUUAGAAUGGCUAAAAUCCAAAACACUGAUGACACCAAAUGCUGAUGAGGCUGUAGAACAAUAGCAACUCUCUUUCAUUGAUAGAAUGCAGAAUGGUACAGCUACUUUGGAAGACAGUUUGGUGAUUCCUAACAGAACUAAGCAUAUUAUCGUAUGAUCCAGCAAUUGCUCCUUGAUAUUUAUCCUAAAUAGCUGAAAUCUUAUGUCCACCUAAUUAUAACAACUUCAUUGCAAUUGCCAAAUUGUUUCUUCAAUAAGAAAGUCGAUAAAUUGCAACACAUCCAGACAAUGGAAUAUUAUCCAUUGCUAAAAAGAAAUGAGCUAUCAAGCCAGACAAAAACAUGAAGGAACCUUAAAUGCAUACCACUGAGUGAAAAAAGUCAAUCUGAAGAAGGUAUGUAAUGAAUGAUUCCAACUAUCUGGCAUUCUGGAAAGAGAAAAACUGUGGAGAUAGUGAAAAUAUCAGUAGUUGCCAGUUUAAGGCCAGAGGAAAAGACGCAAGUAGAGCACAGAGGAUUUUUUAAGGCAGCAAAACGUUUCUGUAGAAUGCUGUAAUGGUAGGCACAUGGCGUUAUUCUUUUAUCAAAACCCAUAGAAUGUUCAACACCAAUAGUGAACCCUAAUGUAAACUGUGGACUUUGGUUGUUUAUGAUGUGUCUAUGCUGCUUCAUCAUUUGCAAUAAAUGUACCACUCCAGUAGGGGAUGGUGGUGGUGGAAGAGGCCAUGCAUGUGUAGGGUGGGGGGUAUAUGGGAAGUGUCUGUACCUUCCCCUCAGUUUUGAUGUAAAUUUUAAACUGCCCCCUUCACUGCCCCCAGGAAAGUCUAUGUGAACAAGAAAGUAUAAAAGAGACAAAUAAGCCUUUGGAUUUGGACAAGGCAAGGGCAACAAAAGGAAAAAUAAACAAAUGGAACUAUGUCAAACUACAAAGCUUUUACACAGUGGGGGAAAUCCAUCAACAAAAUGAAAUGGCAGCCUACCAAAUGGGAGAAGAAAUUUGCAAAUGAUGAAGGCAAUAGGAAUAAUGGAGCAACAAGAUGGACGUGAUGGACUCCCUGUGCCUGUCCUCGACUGAUUAUGCCCUGUUACAUGAGAGAAAGCUGCCCAAGAGGUCAAGAUCACAAGCAUGGAUUAUAAAAGUCAACUCACAAGACUCAAAAUCAACUCAGAAGAAUGAGUGGCGAGCACUGGAACUCAAAUAUCAUUUUGAUGAUACAGGAAGUGCUAUCUUCAAUUACAAAGAUUACCACUUUGAAUACACAGAAUGCGACAGCAGUGGCUCCAGGUGGAGAGUUGCCAUUCCGAAUUCUGCCGUGGACUGCUCUGGCCUGCCUGACCCAGUGAGAGGCAAAGAAUGCACCUUCUCCUGUGCUUCUGGGGAGUAUCUCGAAAUGAAGAACCAGGUGUGCAGUAAGUGUGGUGAAGGCACCUACUCCUUGGGCAGUGGCAUUAAAUUUGAUGAGUGGGAUGAACUGCCAGCUGGAUUUUCCAACAUUGCGACAUUCAUGGACACUGUGGUUGGCCCUUCUGACAGCAGGCCAGAUGGCUGUAACAACUCUUCUUGGAUUCCCCGUGGAAAUUACAUAGAGUCAAAUCGUGAUGACUGCACGGUAUCCUUGAUCUACGCUGUGCACCUUAAGAAGUCGGGUUAUGUCUUCUUUGAGUACCAGUAUGUCGACAACAACAUCUUCUUUGAGUUCUUUAUUCAGAAUGAUCAGUGCCAGGAGAUGGACACCACCGCUGACAAGUGGGUAAAACUCACAGACAAUGGAGAAUGGGGCUCUCAUUCUGUAAUGUUGAAAUCAGGCACAAACAUCCUGUACUGGAGAACUACGGGCAUCCUUAUGGGUUCUAAGGCAGUCAAGCCAGUGUUGGUAAAAAAUAUCACAAUUGAAGGGGUGGCAUACACGUCAGAAUGCUUUCCAUGCAAGCCAGGUACCUUCAGCGACAAACCGGGGUCGUUCAUCUGCCAAGUUUGUCCCAGAAACACCUAUUCUGAGAAAGGAGCCAAAGAAUGCAUCAAGUGUGACGAGGACUCUCAGUUUUCAGAAGAAGGAUCCAGUGAGUGCACGGAGCGCCCUCCCUGUACCACUAAAGACUAUUUCCAGAUCCACACUCCAUGUGAUGAGGAAGGAAAGACGCAGAUAAUGUACAAGUGGAUAGAGCCCAAAAUCUGCCGGGAGGAUCUCACAGAUGCUAUUCGGUUGCCCCCUUCUGGAGAGAAGAAGGAUUGUCCACCUUGCAACCCAGGAUUUUAUAACAAUGGAUCAUCUUCCUGCCAUCCCUGUCCUCCUGGAACGUUUUCAGAUGGAACAAAGGAAUGUAGACCGUGUCCAGCAGGGACAGAGCCUGCACUGGGGUUUGAAUAUAAAUGGUGGAAUGUCCUUCCUGGCAAUAUGAAAACCUCCUGCUUCAAUGUUGGGAAUUCCAAGUGUGAUGGAAUGAAUGGUUGGGAGGUGGCUGGAGAUCAUAUCCAGAGUGGGGCUGGAGGUUCUGAUAAUGAUUACCUGAUCUUAAACUUGCAUAUCCCAGGAUUUAAGCCGCCGACAUCUGUGACUGGAGCUAUGGGUACUGAACUGGGCAGGAUAACAUUUGUGUUUGAGACCCUCUGUUCGGCCGACUGUGUUCUGUACUUCAUGGUGAACAGACGGUUCGUCAAUGACUUGGUGAAGAUUUAUUCUGUCACUGCCACUAAUGCAGUUGAUGGGGUGGCGUCCUCAUGCCGUGCCUGUGCCCUCGGUUCUGAACAGUCGGGCUCAUCGUGUGUCCCCUGCCCCCCAGGCCACUACAUUGAGAAAGAAACCAACCAGUGCAAGGAGUGUCCCCCUGACACCUACCUGUCCAUUCAUCAAGUCUAUGGCAAGGAGGCUUGUGUUCCAUGUGGGCCUGGGAGUAGAAGCACUCAGGACCACUCAGUUUGCUAUAGUGACUGCUUUUUCUACCAUGAGAGAGAAAAUCAGAGUUUGCGCUAUGACUUCAGCACCCUCAGCAGUGUGGGCUCGUUAAUGAAUGGUCCCAGCUUUACCUCCAAAGGAACAAAAUACUUCCACUUCUUCAAUAUCAGUCUGUGUGGGCAUGAGGGGAAGAAGAUGGCUCUCUGUACCAACAAUAUUACAGACUUUACAGUAAAGGAAAUGGUGGCAGGGUCAGAUGAUUACACGAAUUUGGUAGGAGCAUUUGUAUGCCAGUCAACUAUUAUCCCUUCUGAAAGUAAGGGUUUCCGAGCAGCCUUAUCAUCACAAUCCAUCAUUCUUGCAGAUACAUUUUUAGGAGUGACAGUUGAAACCACAUUGCAAAAUAUUAAUAUAAAAGAAGAUAUGUUCCCAGUUUCACCGAGCCAAAUACCAGAUGUGCAUUUCUUUUAUAAGUCCUCUACAACUACAACCUCUUGCAUUAAUGGCCGAUCAACUGCUGUGAAAAUGAGGUGUAAUCCUACUAAACCGGGAGCAGGAGUGAUUUCCGUCCCUAGCAAGUGUCCAGCAGGCACCUGUGAUGGAUGUACGUUCUAUUUCCUCUGGGAGAGUGCUGAAGCUUGCCCUCUGUGCACAGAACAUGACUUUCAUGAGAUUGAGGGAGCCUGUAAGAGAGGAUUUCAGGAAACCUUGUAUGUAUGGAAUGAACCUAAAUGGUGCAUUAAAGGAAUUUCUCUGCCUGAGAAAAAGUUAUCAACCUGCGAAACAGUUGACUUUUGGCUAAAAGUGGGAGCAGGUGUGGGCGCUUUUACAGCCGUUUUGCUGGUGGCCCUCACUUGCUACUUCUGGAAAAAGAAUCAGAAACUGGAGUACAAAUAUUCCAAAUUAGUAAUGACAACUAACUCAAAAGAGUGUGAACUCCCAGCUGCAGACAGUUGUGCUAUCAUGGAAGGAGAAGAUAAUGAAGAGGAAGUUGUAUAUUCCAAUAAACAGUCGCUACUGCGAAAACUCAAAUCCUUGGCAACAAAGGAAAAAGAAGACCAUUUUGAAUCUGUUCAACUGAAAUCCUCAAGAUCUCCAAAUAUAUGAAAAGACAGUGCUAUAGCCUUCAGACUACUGAACAAAGAAACUUGCUCUCUAGUUUUUACAGAACUGUAGUUUAGAGCCUGUCCUCAUAUCUGGCACAUUGGUGAUGUCACAGAGGAGGGCCGUGCCGCUGAAAAGGGAAGGAGGUUGAAGUGUUUGAUUGCCUUAUCACGUGGUCAAGUAUCUUGCCAAAAAUAGGAAAGCAGAUGGUUUGGGUCUCAACUGAAGACGAAGCUCAACUCAGGAAGAGAUUUAUCUGUAUAUACACAUAACUCAAAACCAAGUUUAAGCCCACCAGCGCACUGCUGAUGCAUGCCAUGUAUUAAUGGGUAACUUUUCUUCUUUAUAACUUCUCCAUAAAAAGUGUGUUUGGAGGGCAGAUGUGAGCAUAUGCAUUGUAAUCCCGUUUAUGUCUUUGUUCCGUUUAUAUUUUGGGGAAGAUUUGAAAAAAAAAUUUUUAAGGUACAGUUAUUUUUCCCAUUAUUUAUUUUCCUUACAGACCUUAAAACAUCUUUUCUAUUAAAAAUGGUGAACAAAGAAAGACAAUAGAUUUUUCAUUUUUCCAUAGGGUAUCCUUCUUGAUUUCAGAAGCCUAAGUAAGCAGUGAUUUUUUUAUGAAGAGACAGCAUGUGCUUGGUUAUCUAAAUUUGUAAUCGCCUUUGAAAUUCCUUCCUUGUUGGAUCUGGUAAGAAGGGCUUGACUGAAAGUGGGAUUCUUGAAAAAAAAAUAAAAAGGAGGGGGAAAGGAGAAGCCUACACUACACUUUAUAUUAAUUCAAAUAAGUUAACAGUAUCACAGAAGUCAAAUGGCUUGAAACCAUUUAUGCAAUACUUGAAGUAUAAUAUAGAAUGAUUGGGAAAGCUUGUUUAUCAAAUCACUUGCAAAAUCAUGAGAAGAAAGUGGGAUGGCUUGUGUAUAAGUACAGAUGACCAUAUAAAAGUAUUGGGAUAAUUUCAUGGUCUUCAGAAAAAAGCAGUGGGACAUUUGCCCUUUGUAAAGCAUCAGGGUUUGUAUGGUUAUUUUUCUGCUAAAGACUUUAAGGAUUAUGGCUUCCAUGGAAGUUUUCUUUUUAUAUUAGUAAGGCAGGAACUUAACUUUAGAAAAUUGCGUUUAACUGUGUUCAUACUAAGAAUGUGGUUGUACCGUAAGUAGUUACGAAAUAAGUGUUCUUACUCAAAAGUGUUCCAGAUAAUUGUGAUAUUUCCUGUGACAGACAGGUUAUACUAGUAUUUGCACAAUUGAAUAUUAUUUAUUGAAAGAAGUUUGAAUGAAGCUGGGUUUGACCAAUUUUGUGUAAAACUUAAUUGUUUUAGAACUGGGAGAGAGGGGAGUUUCCUGGCCAUUGGUAAUUGAAGGUGCUCUGGUUUGUUUCCAAUAAACAGUGAUCUUUGUGGAUCUUAAUCCAUAUUUUUUAAAUGACUGGUGAUUGGCUGAGACAGGCAGGGCAUAUGGGCAGGGUUUGUUGAAUGUUUUGCCCCAAGUCUUUCAAUGAGAUAUGACUUCUAACUUUUGAUUCAGCAGGUGAUGUCUUUAGUUUUGUGGAAAAUGGGAGAAAAAUAAAUAAUUGAGUUCAUUUGGCUGGUGAGUGAAACACUGGACCAUUCUGUUACUGUUGAAUUAUUGUUUUGUAUACAUCACUACUGUGGGAUUCAUUAGUAUAGGUGAGGUUGCCAUUAUUUUAUUGUUUGUUGUGAAAUUGAGGGAGGGCAUUGUGUAACGUAGACCUCUUCGAUGUUUAAUUUCUUGAAUUUUAUCUUAACGAAGAAAUUAUUUUGGCAUUGCUCACUUUUAUCCUGCCAGCAGUGCUGAUGAGCCUUUCCCUAUCUUGAUCAAAAUUUAAGCAGAAGAAUGAAAAUACAUUUGAAAUGUACCCUUUCGCACCCUUUCAGAGGAACCCUGGCAGAGUUGUACAGACUGGAUGGAGUUGGGAUGUUUCCACAAGUCACCUGUCACUUCUCUCUCCAUCUUUGCUGUGCUCAGCGUGUAUGUUUCAAACUAUAGAGAUAAUUGGGAUUUGCUCCCAGGUAGCUUCUUUCUUCUCUUGUCACUGGACUAAAAUCUCUGACAUGUCAAAAAUUCCUUAAAUUUUAAUGAACUCUCUGAAAAUGUAGUUAGUAUUGAAGGAUUUAUUUAUUUUAUUUCUAAUUUUAGAUAUUAAGUAGAUUUUGUCAGCUUAGUCCCAUUUUUGGAAAAAGCUGACUUUUUCCUUUGGAUCCCAGUGGUUUGUCAUUUUAUUCCAAGCACUGAAGAAGUAUGGCAGAAAGAAAAGUAUGAGGAAAAUAUUCAGACCAAUCCUGGCUAUAAAACUCUAAUUUUAUGUCUUGCCUUUGCAUAGCUCAGUGGAAUGUUGAAUGGCUUAAACAGAUGAAUCAUAUUUCUAAUGACUUUUAAUUGACAUUCGACAAGUGGUAGAAGAAGUUGUUUGUUAUUUUUCUAAAAGUAGUUUGGAAGCCUUAAAUACUCCAUUAAGUCAACUGUCACCUGUAGUAUCUCUUAGCACUCUGUCGAAACAUAUUUAAAUCAGUUUUCCACUGAGUGAGAUGGUGUCUUCUAUGGAUAAAUUAUAUCAUGCUAUUUAACAAUGUUGAGCAAUUGGAUAUGUGUUCACUUGAUUUAGAAGAUUGAAUUUUACUCUUGUUGACUUUUCCCCUCUUUGAUUACUAGUAAUCAGGUCCUUUCUAGGAUUACAAAUGUUCCAUAGUAUUUUGGUGUAGAUCUUUGUCAUUAUACUCUUCCCAAGGAGAACAGGUGGUUUAAAUGGUUGUAUGGAACAAUUGCUUGGGUCUAGUCAUUUACAUUUACCAUCUGGGGUCUCUAGGUUCCCAGGUGGUUGGUCAUUGACGGACUCUAGUUCUUGAAGACAAAUCUGGUCAACUGUCAUCUGACGUCUAUCAGUAGAACUACUUCCUGUAGCUCAUGGGCAUUCCUAAUGGGAGGCUAAUAUGCAGAUCAUUUAUCUCCUCCUCAUGAAAAUCAAUUUCCUGGGAAUUGGGGUAGGAAGAUGAUUUUAUUGGCAAGUUUAAAGUCAGUAUAUUGCUCAUAUCUACCUUUUUACACAAAAGAUAUGUAGAGUAGAACUUCUUCUCUAUGUAAGAGGACUUACGUAGCCUCACAUCUAUUUUAUAGUAACCAAGAACAUUAUCUCAGGUUUAUAUACCCAGGUCCUAAAUGAAGGUUGCUCUAAAGAAAAGGUCUCAAGGGGAAUAAACUUAAAAAAAAUCCCAACAUCUGACUUAUUCCUUGGACACUAAAAUGGAGUUCACUUUCACAAUAACCAGCCAGAGAUUACACUCUUGCUGGAUUUUUUUUUUUUAAUAUUUUCAGCUGAGUUCAUUUUAGGAUCAUCAUAAAAUAAGUAAAAGAUGGGGACAAAUAAUUGAAAAUUAAUUGAUACUACUAUUGCAAUUGUCUGUCAGAGGCCAGCAAAUUUUUCUGUACUGUGUCAGAUAGUAAAUAUUUUCAGCUUUAUAGGACAUGUGAUCUCUGUUGCAGCUCCUUAACUCUGCCAUUGUAGCAGGAAAGCAGCCACAGGCAAUGUAUGAACGAAUGAGUAUGGCUGCAUUGUAAUAAAACUUCAUGUACAUGGAAAUGUGAGCUUCAUUUAAAUUUCACUUGUCAUGAAAUGUUACUCUUUUUUUUUUUAUUUCCACCCCCCUCCAACUAUUUAAAAAUGUAGAAGCAUUCUUAGCUCACAGGCUUUAUGAAAACAGAUGCUGGGCUAGGAUUUGAUCUGUGAGCCUUGCUUUGCUGACCACUGGUUUUAGUCCCUGAAACCCACAAGCGGAACUAUUUGGAAGAAUCUGUUUACCGUUUCAAAGCUCAAACCUUCAAAGUUUCUCAAGUCGCUAGAGAUGAUCAAGAAGAGAAUAAUCCAUCACCCUCCCUGGAGGAUUUAAUCACCAACCAAAGACAAGGCCAGACACUCUUCAGAGUUACUCUUCUAGUUCUGGGGCUUGAUUAUGGAUAUUGAUGAGGAAAUGAUAAAACUAAAACAAGUGAAUUGGUUCAAAGUAAACCAGCAUGGUUGACUGAAAAGCCUUUUCACCUUGCCAUUUCUAUAACUUUUAUUGCUAAGGUAACUGGAUAUAAUAGUCAGUCUUACAUUUUAUUUCAAGUAACUGUGUGGGAGUAGGGUAUAUUGAUGCAUAAAAGUAGUGUCAGCAUAUAUAUUCUUGAGCCCCAGGCCUAGAGAGGGUCCCCUGGCAGCACUGGAGGGUCCAUUGCAUGUACUCAGGCAGUGCACAACCUCAGUUCAUACUCAUUUACCAAAUCCUAUUUUAAGACUUACUGAGCUGCAAAAGACAUUUAGG